CCUGAGCUCAAUAGCAAAGUGUAUCUGAAAUGGGCAUCUUGUACCAUUUGGCGCUUAUAGCGGUUGGACUGAUUGCAUUGGUCAACGCUCAAUUUGGCUACAGUCCGAAAUCAUUCUGCUCGAUACAGCAGAAUAAGGUUUAUCAGCGUUAUGAUCAGAUCUAUGAGAUCUAUAGAAAAUAUUUAGUUGAAGUUAGUCUAGCUCAAUCGACUUGUGGAAUAGCCAAUCUGAAUACGCCGAGCAUUGUCAUUACGCCACCCAGACCAACUCCACGACCAACUUCUCAACCAACACCUCGACCAACUUCUCUACCAACUCCUCGAACAACUCCUCAACCAAUUGCAGUUCCAAUUCCAUUUCCACCGAGACUAAGUCGAUUUUGCCAAUCGCAAUUCCAGUGGACAGCUCUCUGCUUGUACGCAAGGCGUACGCCGAAUGAUUAUGACGAGGGCGUCAGCCAGCCACCAUAUAGCGGAUAAACUGUAUGACUAUAAGCUAUCAAAGCUACAUGUGCGCAGAGUAGUUCCAUAAUAAACAGAGAAUAUGUAUUUAA
Drosophila busckii is the source of this 553-nucleotide messenger RNA. Its product is annotated as endoglucanase A. The record is from RefSeq and is a predicted model, not a curated record. NCBI's taxonomy places the organism in Eukaryota, Metazoa, Arthropoda, Insecta, Diptera, Drosophilidae. The coding region runs from base 30 to 479 and encodes 149 amino acids. The transcript is spliced from 2 exons.